AUGUCCGUGGAGUCCCCGGGGGGCAAGCUCAGUGGAGCCUUGACCGCAAGCCUUAAACUCUGCCCUUUGUCUCUGUUUCCGUCCGAUGCUGUUAUCCUGGAAGGUUCCUUCCUAAAUCCGCGCCUUCCUCAGAACGGGAACCAUGUGCCCUUCGCAGGAAAGAACCGGGGCGAGUGGAGGCCGUGUGGUUCGCGGCAAAACUCCCAGUUUCCAGCCUUGAUACCUUCAGGCGAGAGGCCGGACGGGGCCCCGCAAGGAGGGUCGAACCGGGACUGCCAGAUCGACCAGCACCACCGCAACCAAUGCCAAUAUUGCCGGCUGAAGAAGUGCUUCCGCGUCGGCAUGAGGAAAGAAGCCGUCCAAAGAGGCCGGAUCCCCCCCAGCCACGCGAGCGCCAGCCCCAACGCCGUGCAUAGCGGGGACUACUACAACGGGCAGCCGGUCUCGGAACUGAUCUCCCAGCUGCUGCGGGCCGAGCCCUACCCCACCGCCCGCUUCGGCUCCCAGUACGCCCAGCAGGGCAGCGUGAUGGGCAUUGACAACAUCUGCGAGCUGGCGGCCCGGCUGCUCUUCAGCACGGUGGAGUGGGCGCGCAACAUCCCCUUCUUCCCGGACCUGCCCGUCUCGGACCAGGUGGCCCUGCUGCGGCUGAGCUGGAGCGAGCUCUUCGUCCUGAACGCCGCCCAGUCUGCCCUGCCGCUGCACAUGGCCCCCUUGCUGGCGGCCGCCGGCUUCCAUGCCGCCCCCAUGUCUGCCGACCGCGUGGUCUCCUUCAUGGACCAGAUCCGCAUCUUCCAGGACCAGGUGGAGAAGCUCAACCGGCUGCAGGUGGACUCGGCAGAGUACAGCUGCCUCAAAGCCAUCGCUCUCUUCACGCCAGGUGAGUCCCCCUCCCCCAGAAGGCCUUGACGCGCCAAGGAGGAAACGGGACCUGUGCCAGACUCUGCCCUCUCCAAGUAAACCAGUUUGACCUGGCUGGCACUUCGGAGCCAGGAUAUCUGGAAAUUGCACAGAUUUAGCAUGUGCUAAAUCAACUCCUGGGGCGGGACAAUAUCUUCUCUCCCCCUCACUUUGCCUCCCACUUAUUAUCCUCACCUGCACCAUUCUCCGUUCCCCAGUUCUGUUCCUAAGCCAGCACAACAGAUUUUCUCUUUUAGCCAUGAUGGUUUUUCCAUUAAAUUUUGUCCGGACCAGGGAGUGGAAAGGCCAAAGCAAUAACGGUUGGACACAAAACCAGGAAGGCUUCAGUCUGACCUCAACCCUGUAAAAGCCAAAGCCGUGGGAUCGUUUAAGGGGGCAGCGAUCCAGGGGGGAAGACGGAGAUCCCCCGGAGAAGGUUGAGAGAGGCAAAGUUUUGAGCGGCCUUCCGGGGGCAUUUCAUGCGCAGAACGCGCCCUGCCUCCCCCCCAUCUGCGCAGCUUCAGGGCGGCCUGGACCGAGCGGGGCUCUUCCUGCAAGGGAUCUCCGUUCUGGAGCCUGCGGGACUCGCUGCCCUCGGAUGAGGCGGUGAUGCCAAAUGGACAGAGAGGCAGGGAAGCAGCAGGGCUUGAAAAAAGGUGGUAGGUCUGGCCUCAUACGCCAAUUCCUGCUCAGAAGCAACGGGAACGCUCCCAGCAGUAACCCACGCCGCCCCCGUGUGAAACCGACUCGGUGGUUCCGCCCCCGCUCUGCAUCUGGGGGCCCUUCCCUCCGUGGACCCUUCUUUCUUCAGGAAGCAUUACAUCUUGCUCCCUGCCCCCCCACCCCGCCCCACCUUCCAGGCUGGGCUAGAAUUAAUCAUAGAAUUACCGAGAUGCCCCCUUGGGCUGGGGGGGCUUGCCAGGCGUUCGAGGAAGAAGCAGCCGAGGGCAAAGCAGAAGGAACGUGGGGGACUAUUGCAACCUGGCCGCGUGGGACCACGCCAUUUGACCCUGUGCCGUUGGUUCUUCCUCUGUUGUAAGAUGCAACAGCGUAGAAGACGGGGCUGCUCAGAACAGAACAGGACAGCUAGUAGAUGUAACAACAGCCUCAGAGUUUUGAAGCCUUCCGCGCCGACCGCACAAUUGUCGAUGACAUUGACCAGUGCAGGGGAGAGCUGAGAAGCGCCAGGAUGCGGCUGUUGACGGGGCAGCCCUAACUCCGCUGAAGGACGCGAUUUCCUCUCCCCCAAUUAUGGAGGGGCAGUCUGGAGAGGCUUGUCCAGCUUAGCCCUCUGGGAGAGAAAGUAGAUUUCCCGCCACCCCACUUAGGGAUGGGGGUCUGCAGAGGUGUGCCAGACGUUGGCUCUGUGGCCAGACCCGACACUUUCAUUGAAACUCAGCUGAGAAGCAGUAAAGCUGGUCCCCGGCCUCGCCCUCCUUUGCAUCAAGAGACGGUCCUCCUCCGGACGGUCCCCAGAACAGGGCCAGUCUCAAAGGGGGGCUUUCCAGCCAACACACGCCCCCCCCAUCACCUGGGAAUAAGACUGGUCAGGGUUCGCCUUGAAGGGCGCCUUCCGCUGGCCAAGGAGGCUCUGGGCACGAUCUGCCUUUGCCCCCUGCAAGGAACAGGAGGCUCCGAAGUGCAGCCCGGCUCUCCGCGAGGGGGAAAGAUCCAUUUCUACCCCAUGGUCAGUCAAAGGCAUCGCUUGACCCAGAUGGAAUCGAGCCUGGCGGGGCUGCGUGGGAAGCCCCAGGCAGGACCGAAGGCUCAGGCCGCUCGGACGGCAGGGAUGGACGAGUGAGGCUGGGAUGAUGCGCUCAGGCCGUGAGCCUUGCCCAAGGCGCUCAGGCCUCGGCUGCC
Messenger RNA from Python bivittatus (Burmese python), 2760 nucleotides. Lineage: Eukaryota; Metazoa; Chordata; Lepidosauria; Squamata; Pythonidae. The record is from RefSeq and is a predicted model, not a curated record.